Messenger RNA from Pichia membranifaciens NRRL Y-2026, 1828 nucleotides. RefSeq lists its product as hypothetical. The coding region runs from base 55 to 1698 and encodes 547 amino acids. The record is from RefSeq and is a predicted model, not a curated record. Gene Ontology annotation, biological process: UDP-N-acetylglucosamine biosynthetic process; carbohydrate metabolic process. NCBI's taxonomy places the organism in Eukaryota, Fungi, Ascomycota, Pichiomycetes, Pichiales, Pichiaceae. Gene Ontology annotation, molecular function: phosphoacetylglucosamine mutase activity; magnesium ion binding. The transcript has a single exon.
UUCUUCUCCGUUCUGCUCCAUUUGAUCAAGGCCCUGCAUUAUACACCACAAAUAAUGUCUGCCUUUCCGUCCCAAGCAUUGGAAUCCGUUUUCAACAAAUUCCCGCCCCCUCAAAACCCAAAUUUCAGCUAUGGGACAGCAGGUUUCAGAUUAGGCGCUUCAAAGCUUGAUUCUAUAAUGGUUGCAGUUGCAUCACUUGCAAUCGUCCGUUCACUCUCUUGUUUGGACGAGACGAGCACCCCGCAGACAAUUGGUAUCAUGAUCACGGCUUCCCACAACCCCCCACAAGAUAAUGGUGUGAAAAUAGUCGAUCCUUUGGGUGAUAUGCUUCCUCAGGACUGGGAACCACUGGCAACAAAAUUAGCCAAUUGUGCAACGUUCAAGGAAUUUGAGAAGAUCAUAAAGCCCUUAUGGACUAAAUAUAGCUCAGCGGCUUCAAGCAAACCAGCCAAAUUGGUCAUCGGAAGAGAUACACGAGAGAGCGGACCAAGGUUACUAAGGAUAUGUACUGAGCUGUUCGAUUCCUUCUCCGACAAGCUAGUAAUUUACCGCAACUUCGAGGAAUUGAGUACCCCCGAACUACACUAUAUAACCCGGUCAUUUAAUGACGUUUCUUUUGGCGUACCAUCCGAAUCAGGCUAUUAUGACAAACUAUCGAACUCGUUCUUGCGUAUCCUCAAACUAUAUGAUAUUUCACCUGACGUAUUGGUUAGCACAACAGUUGAUUGUGCAAAUGGAGUUGGUGCAGAUAAGCUUAAGGCGUUUUUAGAAACCAGCCCAUCAUUGUCCUCCAAGUUCGCAAUUGUCAACUCCGACACGGCUGAUCCAUUGCAGCUAAAUGUCCAAUGCGGUGCCGACUUCGUGAAAACAAAUCAAAAGUUGCCUAACGGUAUUGAUUCAGAUUUAGCUUCUAAAGAUUUAAGUCUAUGUGCAUCUUUUGAUGGUGAUGCUGAUAGAUUAGUAUGCUACUUUUGUGACAAACCAUCCAAAAAGUUUAUUUUACUAGACGGUGAUAAAAUCGCAAUUCUUUUGUCUAGACUUAUUUCUACCUUGAUUACUCAACUUCCAGAGAACAAUUUGGAGAUUGGUAUCGUGCAAACAGCUUACGCAAAUGGAGCGUCAACCAGCUAUAUUGUCAAUAAAUUGAAAUUGCCAUCAGUGUGUGCUAAGACAGGUGUGAAACAUCUACACCACGAAGCUAUGAAAUUCGAUAUCGGAAUUUACUUUGAAGCAAACGGUCAUGGAACAGUUUUGUUUUCCGAGAAAUUUACUGCCGAAUUGAAGAAAUUCGAAGGACAUUCAAAAGCUGCCGAAGUUUUACUUUUGCUGAAAGAACUUAUCAAUCAAACAGUUGGCGAUGCAUUAAGCGACCUAUUGGCCGUGGUUGCGUCGUUGGCAAUACUCAAAGUAGAUGCUGCAGAAUGGGCAAAUACCUAUCAUGAUCUUCCGAACAAGUUAUCUAAGGUGGUUGUGAAAGAUCGUAAUCUAUUCGUGACUACUGAUGCCGAGAGAAGGUUAGUUAAACCUCCAAUUCAAAGUAAGAUUGACGAUUUUGUUUUGCAAACCAAACAAGGCAGGUCUUUCGUAAGACCAAGUGGUACGGAGGAUGCUGUCCGGGUAUACGCAGAGGCGGAGACAGAGGAAGAAUGCCUGAGAUUGGCUGAACAGGUUGUUCACCUUGUUGAAAACUACUCGUAGAAAAUUAAAAAAAGAUAAAUUCCCCGAACACGUAGACAGUUCUAUAAUUUUCGACGCGUUAUUUUUUCUUUUUCAUCGUCAUGGUUUUGUACUAAAGCUAUAUAGAAGCGGCAUGCAACUUAGCUAUCGU